AUGAGCAAACUUUGUCCGGGAGAGUUUAACUUUGUGGCAGAAAGCCAAUGUCGUUAUAUGGACAUAUCGCUAGGCUUCCAGUGGAGACUGAUGUGGUGUCUUCCACUGGCAAUAUUCGUAUUCGCAGCUUUGGCCAAGUUUGUGUUAAUGGGGGCGAUAGAAAAGACACGCACCAGAAUUACAAAGCACAGAUUCGAUCUUCUAUCGGUCACGAAGCUGAUCCUUAUCCUUAUUCAGAUCGGAUCAAUUGCAAGUGUUCUUCAUUACGAUCACUUCAACACCAAUACUGCAACUGCUGCAUACGCUAUGCAACUGGUUUCUUCAGUCAUACUUCUCCCUCUAUCCUACGCUCAGCACACACGAGCAUAUGCUCCAUCGACAUUGAUCAGUGCUCACUUGGCAACAGCUUCCUUGUUUAGCGCAACUCAGCUGAGAUCUUUCGUCAACGCCAACUUGAUUGGUGAUGAUUUUUUUGCCGGAUACUGCGUCUUCUUCGCUUCAACUUGCUGUCUUUUCUUUGCCGAGUUGAUCGAGAAGAGGUGGCUGAUCAAGUCAUCAGUUCUGCCUAAAGCAACUGAGCCAACCUCCUCAAUCCCUUCGCGCAUCCUAUUUACUUUCCUCUACCCUGUCUUAUACUCUGGAUUCAAAAGGGCACUCAACUUGGAUGACGUUAAUGAAUUCGGUCUACCUGAAGAGCUAAGCAGCAAUGAUGCCACAAAGCGCUUCACAAAGCUCCUCUACUCUUCAAGAAAGGUUUCAAAAUCCGGCAAAGAGACUCAGCCAAUCUUGAUGCCUUCCAUAAUAGCAUUCUAUGACUUUUUCUUCGCUGCAGUAAUACCAAAGCUGCUUUACGUUGCUGUCACAUUCGCUCAACCAUUUCUCGUUUCCACAAUCUUGUCAUUCAUCGACAGCUACUCAAGUGAGACUGAGACACCUCAAGAUCCAAAUAUCGGUUGGGGCUUAGUUGGAGCUUAUGCAAUCGUGUAUCUCUCAUUGGCAGCCACUACAGCGCUCUACUGGGAUAAAGUUUACGCAAUGGUUAUAAGAUACAGAGCAGCACUGGUCAGUGUUCUUUUCGACAAAUCAGUAAGACUAGCAUCAACCGUUGCAGAGAAUCAAGGUAGAGGGAGUGCCGUUACGUAUAUGUCGGUUGAUGUCGAGAGAGUCGUCGAAGGUGUCAUUUUCUUCCACGAAUGCUGGUCAGCUUUAGUUUCGAUUGCCUGCGCAGCCGUUAUCCUGUGGUUUAAAGUGAGUACAGCCUAUAACAUCACGCACACUCACUAA
This is a messenger RNA of Wallemia ichthyophaga EXF-994, 1284 nucleotides long. Its product is annotated as ATP-binding cassette transporter abc2. Gene Ontology annotation, molecular function: ATP binding; ABC-type transporter activity. The record is from RefSeq and is a predicted model, not a curated record. The coding region runs from base 1 to 1284 and encodes 427 amino acids. The transcript has 2 exons. Gene Ontology annotation, biological process: transmembrane transport. Gene Ontology annotation, cellular component: membrane. Lineage: Eukaryota; Fungi; Basidiomycota; Wallemiomycetes; Wallemiales; Wallemiaceae.